AUGGAGUUGCUUUUAGUUUUGUCUCUUUUUUCUUUUGGCCUGGCAUAUGAUAAAGCAUCAUUUUAUGGAGCCAGUUACAUAUCAUACCCUCUUCAAGAAGCCAAAGGAAUAACAGACAUAAGUUUUAAAUUUCGAACUCAUCUUUCUGAUGCUCUGCUUCUACUUGCUGCUGGAAAAACUGAUUAUUGUAUGAUUCGCUUGGAGAGUGGUCGCUUAAAACUGCAUAUUAAUCUUGGAGCAGGUGAGAGUGAGCUAUCAUCACCUAAAGGGAUUCAUCUAAAUGAUACACAAUGGCAUCAUGUUAGUAUCAUACGAAGAGAAGCAAAUCUUACCAUGAAGGUGGACGAGAGCACAGUUAAGAAGCGCCUUCCGGGAAGAUUUUUCGAAUUGAAUAUACACUUCGGCAUAUUCCUAGGCGGUCAAGGCGACUUUUCGGAACUGUUCUUGGGGCACAUGGAAAAUUUUCGUGGCUGUAUGGAAGACGUGUACUACAAUGGUGUUAAAAUAAUAGACAAGGCCCGUAGCCGCAGUGGCUCUGUGCAUGUAGAAGGAGUCACUUGGAAUUGCGCCCCAGAGUUCGACGCCGAUAUUAACUCCGAUAUAAGUUUCGUUGACGAAGGUGCUUAUUUGAUUUUACCGAGGAUCAAUUCCAGGGCAGGAGGGAGAUGGCAGAUAGAGUUCAAAACUAUAACACCGAACGCCGUAAUUCUGUACAACCCUGGAGGAGGACGCGGCUCUGACUUCUUGGCUGUGGAGAUUCUCGAAGGAGUGGUACGGGUUAAGAUGGCGAAGGGUCAGAUAGCUCACACAGUCAGAGUUAAUGAUGGACAGUGGCACAAAAUGCAUUUGCUGUUCAAUCCAUCGCUUAUUGAGCUAUCUGUGGACAACAUAGCGAUGAGCACUCGCAUAGAAAGCGGAGGGAUGCGAUAUCUAGAUCUAUCAGACUCUUUCUAUCUUGGUGGAAUAGAAAGUGAGAAGCGACAGCGAGCCUUUGCUAAGGGGAUCAAAGCUGCCGAUUCCAGUAUUAUGGGAUGCAUCAAACCGAUUGAAGUCGACGACAAGCUCUUCGGCUUGCCAAACGCUGUGGUGACAUACGGUGUCAGUCCCAAGUGCGUGUGGUGGUAUCCUUGUCACGCGAAUCCAGGCAAUCCGCCUUGUCUUACAAGUGCGAUUUGUGAGCAACACGGUCUAGACCAUUUCACCUGUAAAUGCGACUCCGAGCUGUGCAUCAAUCCUGAUUACGCCGAGAAGUAUAAGGUGUUCUCGAAAUCAAGCAGCGAACUGGAAUUGGUAUCGCUUUACCCCUUGACAGUCCAAGAGGGCGGUGUGGCGGUCAUCACUACACAGAAUAUAGACGUUGUACUCGAUCACCAUAAGUACGGUGUAAGACCUUCGGGCGUGGUGCUUCAUGUGGCCCAGUCACCGUUGCACGGACGUAUCGCGGUUGAUCUAUCUCUGCAGAGAAAUUCGCCACAGUACGCCAACUUUAUUGAUGGUGAUGGAAAAUCUAAGCAGUUUUUCACCCUUAUGGAUCUGUCCAGAGAUAAGGUGCGCUACGUUCACGAUGGCUCCGAGAACCACCAAGACGCCAUCGUUUUAGAAAUGGAGCUGGUUCCAGAAGCGAGGUUCACGCUACCCAGCUACCUGCAGGGACGCAACGCGUUCGCUUUACACGUCAACGUAACACCCGUGAAUGAUGCGCCCGUGUUAAAUCUGCCACCAGGGAGAGUGCUGCGACUGACACAGGGUACACGCAAGGUAAUUACUUCGGACAUCCUGAAAGCUGAGGACCCGGAUACUGCGCCCGAAGACUUACUCUAUACCGUUUUGCAUGGCAAGAAUGAGGCUGGCAGUGGUCACAUCGAAAUGUCCGGUCAGCCGGUAGAUUCGUUUACCCAACAAGACAUCGACUCGGGAGUAAUCUCUUACGUCCACGGCUCUGGUGGUGACAAACAACUCAAUAAAACCUCGCUACGUCUAACUUUACAGGUGUCCGACGGUAUAGAGACUAGCGGGCCCAGUGUACUCCGCAUCUCCAUAGUUCCGUUACAAGUGCGUUUGGUGAAUAACACCGGACUACAGUUGGUGCACAAUUCGUACGCUCUAAUCUCUGCUGACAACCUCACCUUUACCACUAACGCUGAAGAGAGCAAUCCGCAAGUCAGAUACGACAUUGUAAAACCACCCCAGUUCGGCGUGGUUGAACGACUCCGCGUGUUGGACGGUACAUGGCAGACGGUGGACUCGUUCACCAGCGAAAUGGUCAACUUCGGACGAGUCCGCUAUAUGCACCUGUUGGGUAACCCGUCGCACGACGAGUUUAAGUUCAAAGCUUCAGUGGGCGCGAUACGAACGAGCAUACUAUACGACUUUCGACUGACUUUCAUCAAACUCGAGCUAUACCAAGCAAUGAAUGAGGAGCUCGUUCUAAACAAUACCAGAGAAGCCUUUAUUUCGGCGCAGCAUCUACGUUUUCAGACAAGACCGUUGUCCUUGUCCGGAGAUCGGAUCCUCUACACCGUGUUGAAAGCACCGAAGUACGGGAUUCUGCAUUUGUCUUCGGGCAAACACCACUUGCAAGCGUACGGCACGUUCACGCAGCAAGAUAUAGACACGGACCAACUGUGGUACCGUUUACACAGGCGAGCGUAUUCGCACGUUCACGACGAGUUUGCGUUCGUAGUGGGGGCGACAGAGUGCGAAAAUGUGACGGGCAUUAUGACCAUACGUCACACGCCUAGCUAUCUAACGUCCGAUCAUUCUCCGGGUAGAGUGCACACAACUUUAGAGAGGCUACAAGUGAUGGAAGGCUCCAGAAUGGCAAUCCCGGCGUCCCAUUUGAAUUUCCGUACAGACUCCGUAACAAACCUACUGUUCAACAUCACCCAUUUGCCAAGACACGGCAAGAUAGAAGUGAUCAAUGAGAAUUUAAAAGUGGUCAGAGACAACACCACUUAUUUCACUCUUCAAGAACUGAACACCGAUCGUGUUUACUACGCCCAUGAUGACUCUGAAAGCAGACACGAUUCAUUCCACUUCAUGGCUCUGAGCCCGGAGCCGGAGGAUUUUCAGUACGUCGGCGUGUUCCACAUAGAUAUUAUACUGAAAAACGACAAUAGUCCCGUUCGUGUGAACGAAAAGGUGUUCCACAUAGUACACGGCGGCGCCAGACUUAUAACCUCGAGGGACUUGAGUUAUACCGACGCAGACUUGGAUACGAGACCAUCCGAUAUCAUCUACACGGUGCAGAGGUUCACGAAGGACCCCCCAAAUGGUGGCAUCUUUCGCGCUGAUAACCCCUCUGAACAAAUCGCUCAGUUCUCACAAGACGAUAUCAAUAAAAACUUGGUACUGUUCAAGCAUCAAGGGAAGGAGUUUGGCAAAAUAGCGUUUUGGAUUUCGGACGGCCUGUUCGAUGUCAACGGGAACCUGGAGAUCCAGGCCUCGCCGCCUUUCAUAAGGAUGUACCCUACAAAUGGAUCGAUCGUUGAAAAUGGCAAAGCUGUGGUCAUCACCAACAGGGAGAUGCAGGUGGACACAAAUAUGAAUUGUCUGGAGGAAGACAUCCGAUAUGAAGUGAUACAAGAGCCCAAACACGGGUCUAUAGAAGUUGGCGAGGGUUUGGGUGCGUUUACCUUCACACAGCUGGACGUAGCCGCAGGAAGAGUGGCCUAUAGACAUAGGGAGCCCAAGACUCCCAGUGAUUCUUUCAGGUUCAAAGUGAUGUGUCUAGACACGUGGGGUGAAGGUUCUUAUCCGAUAAAGAUAUUCCCUUCGAGUUACUGGGAGCCAUUACGUGUGACUACAAAUCAACCGCUUAUCGUUGAAGAGUCAACUAGCGUCAAUAUAACCAAAGAUGUUCUGGAGGUCAUGCAUCCACAAAUAGAACCUUCGAACAUAGUUUACCAAGUUACCGAAGGCCCUUACUACGGUUGGCUUGAAAUAACUUCAACUCCUGGCACAGUCGAGGUCGAAAACUACAAUGAAGAACCAGUCCACACUAGAGUAUUUGAUCAGUCAAUAAUAAACGUCAAUCGGCUAACUUACGUACAGUCUGGUGUCAACCGCACCAGAGACAAGAUCAAAAUGGACGUAACUAAUGGAAUUGUAUGGCUGCGGGGCGUCGAGUUGACUGUCAUUAUUAUCCCAGAGCACUUUUACGUGACAGCUAUCAACAUGACAGUUGUGGAAGGGGAAGCUGUCAGCUUGAGGCCAGAUUUGUUUAGGACUGUGACAGACUACUAUCGGGGAAAAGUGGUAUCUUACAAAGUGAUCGAGAAGCCGAAGUACGGGAAAGUUGUGAUGGGUGAUCAGGAGAUUGGUCUGUUGCCGGUUUUGAAGCUGAACUCGGGUAAUAUUCAGUACGUAAACGACGGAUCCGAGGAGUCGUCAGAUGCGAUCAGAUUGGUGGCAGUGACCGAAGGUGGGAAAGAGAGCGAACCGUUCUACCUUCGAUUUAACAUCGCGCCUGUCAACGACGAGACGCCAAUAGUGGCAGCAAAUACGGGACUCUGUGUAUGGGAGGGUGGUACUUUUACUUUUACCAGGAACGAACUAUACGUGAACGACAUCGACACACCAUUGGAGAACGUCACCAUACGCGUGGUGGACAUCGUAUCGGGAUAUAUCGCGAUUAAAAGCGACCUGGACACUCCUGUUCAUUACUUCACGCAGGCUGACAUUGAUCGGGGGCGUGUUGUGUUCGUGCAUACAAAUGGAACAAAAGGCAAAAUGAUCUUCAACGUCACUGACGGACUCCACGAGCUAUCCAAAAUUACUUUCCUCAUAUCGACCAAGUCGGUCUCCCUUAAGCUAGUCAGAAGGCACAAACUGCGCGUCUUCCCGCUAAUGAGAGAACCGCUCAAUAACUACUUCUUGAUGUCCAAAUGCUCUGAUCCAACCAGAACUGUUACGUACAAAAUUGUCCGAGCGCCAACUCUUGGCAGACUGGUUAUGUUGAACGGCGACAAUCAUCAUAGAUCCAUAAAACAGUUCACGCAAGAGGAUAUCAACAAUACUCUAGUGUAUUACGAACAUACCCAUCCAUUCUCCGAUUUAUACACGAACGACUCUUUCGUGUUCACUGUUGAAGCGGCUCUUGCGAAACCGGUGACCGACCAAACGUUCGAUAUUGAAAUUUCCGUAUCCUCCGGUGGUCUUGCUAAAUAUGUGAAUAUCCCGCUGACUAAAGUUCAAGAAGGGGCGAACGUCCCUAUUGUGGUGAACGUUAGCAACGUAAUAGGGUAUUUAGAGACUCAAGCGGGUGUCAGACAGCCACAAAUAGAAGCACAGUGGUCCCAACCGGCACAUGGCCGAUUAAACCCAUUAAUGUUAUCCUUGACUCAAGUACAAUUGGAAACGGGCCUUGUGAAUUACGAGCACGACGGCUCCGACACUUUAGAAGAUAAAAUAGACAUGUCCUUGUACCUUCUGCCAGACUACGUGCUCCUCUGUAACGUCACUAUACCAAUUACAAUUGUGCCCGUCAACGACCAACCGUUUAGGCUACUAACAGACUCGCCCCAGAUACAAGUGGUCCAAGGCGAGAACUACACUAUCACUCAGAAGGAUUUGCUGACAGAGGACGCAGAUACUGCACCAAUAGGUAUAUUGUACGAUAUCAUAAGUGGCCCAACGCAAGGACGAAUCGUUAUGCUCGAUAAAAACCAGAGCAUGGACGACGCGCAUUCUAUAAACAAAUUCACGCAAGAGGACAUAAACAACGGGAGAGUUGUUUACGAACAUUCUGGAAUGCUACAGACGGCCACGUUCUAUUUCAGAGUGUGGGACGGGCAAUUUAAGCCCACUUACACUGUUUUCACCAUAGACGUCGUACCGGUGAUUCUAAACGCCACCUCCCUCCAUCCGAUCUACCUUCAACAGGGCUCCAAUGUAGCGACAGUGACCACAGAUCAGAUACACGUGGAGACCAACGCGAAAAAGUCCAAAGUGUGGUACAACAUCACACGUCAGCCGCUCCACGGAAUGAUUUACGUUGGACGGAGCCCCGUUACGUAUUUUUCCCAUAAAGACCUGAUGGAUAAGGUCGUUAUAUACAUGCAGAAUGAUAUGACCACGGCCAACGACAGUUUCGAACUAAUAGCGUACGCGCACAAUAGUAAUUCUACUCUACCGUUUGCCAUAGAAGUGAUUGUUGAGCCGCUGAUGGUACUAGGAGACGUGAAAGUGGAGGGAGAUAAAGCCAAGUUGACUCUGCAGAGUAUGGAUGCUACGGAACUCGCUAAACUGACAGCGAGCGAUCCUGUAUACACAAUCAUAAAGAAACCGAAGUAUGGCACCAUAAAGAAAAUUAUUAGAAGUUCGGGGGAGAAGACGAGUGCGAGGGAGAGGGAAGUAGCGUAUUUCACCCACGAAGAUGUAAAAGCUGGCGUGAUCUAUUUCGUGAUUAAAAAGAAGUUUAAUCAGUUGAACGGGCUCGAGGAUAGUUUCCGGUUUCUUUUGGCUGCGUCGAUAUUUCAACCUGCGGCUGGUGAUGUAAAGAUUAUCAUUGGAAGCAGAUCGAAGAAGAAUUUGCCGGGACCAAAUGAUCCCGAGAGUCACGAAGGAGUGCCGGUGAACAAUAGUGAAUCAACCUCAUACUACAUGACGAUAGUGAUGGCGCUAUCUGGCGUCGUGUUGGCCAUCGUGGUGAUAGCAGGCUUGAUCAAAUGCCGUCGCUACAUGGCACACGAGAGGAACGCACUCGUGAAAAUACACGGCCAAGGUCAAGGGGCGGUCGCUCCUAUUCCACUGCCGAGGCCACCUGAACACUUGAUGCCUUCCCCCUCUCAGGCAACGCCGCCUAUAAAACGAUAUGUUCCAUCAGAGCAGUCGGUGACCACUGGGGCAAGCACGCCGCUGCCAUCUGCUGGCAGUGUGGCUUGUAAGGUCACUCCAUUGGCUGACGCGCCCCCAGAUAUUAACGCGCGGUACCCAUACGGUGCCGAUGCCGAAGAGUGGAGCAAUUACGAAGCGAGCGAGUCUGCGUAUGCGGGAGUAGCGGUUGCAGCGAAUCCGAUGCUGCGUCGCAACCAAUACUGGGUCUGA
Messenger RNA from Parnassius mnemosyne (clouded apollo), 7047 nucleotides. The record is from the annotation of a GenBank genome assembly. Lineage: Eukaryota; Metazoa; Arthropoda; Insecta; Lepidoptera; Papilionidae.